AUGUCAGAAGAGCAAGAUGAAUCAUCCAAGCGCCUUCAAUCCAGCUUGGACAAAUUGGCCAAUUGGGAGAAUCAAAUGAGUGAAAUUGAACGAGAUGCUGAAAUAUAUCGAAUCAAAGCAACUCAAAAGAUGUAUGAAGAAAGAAGAAAGAUCUUAAAGACAAUUCCCAAGUUUUGGUAUAUUAUUCUUGCAGAGAAUGACGAUUUUGCUGACUAUGUGAGUGUUGAAGACUUGAAAUAUUUAGAAUAUAUCGAAGACAUUUACGUAUAUUACCCAGUUGUAGAUGACUCAGCAAAUCACUACAAGGACUUUUCAAUCACAAUUAGUUUUGGAGAAAAUGAGCUUGUGCCUAAACAAGAAGUCACGAAACAUUUCAAAGUUGUUAUGAAAGAUGGUGAAGAAAGACUCGUGUCUGAACCAGUCGAAUUUCAAUGGCCAGAAGAAUUGAAGAAUAUAAAUCCUAAUUUAAUAAAGGAUGAAAACAAAGGGAAACCAUUGUCUAAGGAAGACAAGAAGAAUUAUAGAUUAGGUAUGAAGUCUUUCUUUUCAUGGUUUAACUGGACCGGUGAGAAACCAGGCAAAGAAUUUAGAAAUGGUGAAGAUUUGGCAAAUUUAAUUGUCGAUGAUUUAUAUUUGAAUGCUUUGAAAUAUUACAUUCUUGCAUUAACAAUCGAUGAUGGAGAUGACGAUGACCAAGAGGAAGAGGACAGUUCAGAAGGUGAAGAAUUGGACUUGAGUGAGGAUGAAGACAAUACCAAAAAGAGAUCUUUAGAUGAGGAUGACGACACCCAAAAAAAUACAAAUAAAAAAUCAAAGUAA
Messenger RNA from Hemisphaericaspora subhashii, 819 nucleotides. RefSeq lists its product as uncharacterized. The coding region runs from base 1 to 819 and encodes 272 amino acids. Gene Ontology annotation, cellular component: nucleus; chromatin. The transcript has a single exon. The record is from RefSeq and is a predicted model, not a curated record. Gene Ontology annotation, molecular function: chromatin binding; histone binding. Gene Ontology annotation, biological process: nucleosome assembly. NCBI's taxonomy places the organism in Eukaryota, Fungi, Ascomycota, Pichiomycetes, Serinales, Debaryomycetaceae.